GGGAGGACACUGAACACCCACUUGUAAUUAUUGCUUGCUUCAGUACUGAUGAAUUUUAGGGUAGUUGAUACAGGACACUUUUGGGAGAGCCUAUCUUGAGAAACAUGGCAGUAAUUAAAGAAAAGAUUGAAGUUACUACUUUUUUAUGUCCCCAAAAAGGUCGCUAUGCAGUAAAAGCCAUGAAGCAAAUGGAGCCACAAGUAAAACAAGCACUUCAGAAUCUACCAAAACCUGCCUUCAGUGGUUAUUACAGAGGUGGAUUUGAACCCAAAAUGACUAAACGAGAAGCAGCUUUAAUACUAGGAGUGAGCCCUACAGCCAACAGAAGUAAAAUUAGAGAAGCUCACAGACGGAUCAUGCUUCUGAAUCAUCCAGAUAAAGGUGGUUCUCCAUAUGUAGCAGCCAAAAUCAAUGAAGCUAAAGAUUUACUGGAAGACCAAGCUAAAAAAUGAAUGAGAGAGAAAACCAGAGGGUUUGUCCAUGCAAAUAAUUAUUUUUGAUAAAUGGUUUAAGAAAAGUUCUAAUGUCAGUCUUUGACUUAAUAUAAAUGAAGCUGGAACUAUGAAUCCAGGGAGGUACUUCCCUCCCCUCUCACUUCUUAGUCACUUUGGAGAAAUCUGUGAGGGAAUGAGGUUUAAAAGUUUUUUCCAUAGCUGUUCUUCAUUAAGCAGCAAAAAUCUGCCACUCAGAAAUAUUUUCAGUGUAAGAGAGUAAUAACUUGGUUUGGCCCAUGCAUGUUACCAGGUACAGGUAGAUUUACAUGCUGUUACCUAAUUUUUGUUAAACUAGCUCUGUUAAAGGUCAUGCUGCUGUUUUCAUAUGCCAAAGUUAGCAUGAAGAGCCAGUUUGGGGAGGGGGGGGUGGAAAAAAAAAAUCAAGAGGAUUUAUUUGAUGGGAAGAACUGGGACAGAUGUGUGGUUGUGUCUGACUUACUUAAGAAAUAAAGUAUAGGAAACAAUGUACACAGUCGUCUUUGCCUUGUGAAAAACAAGGUUGGUUGAGCUUCUUAAGUGUUACUGAUGGGUCUGGAGCAUCCCAGAUUUCUAGUAACUUUCAGUUUUUAAUGGAUUUUACAGCAUUUAAUAAAUUCCAAACUUGUAAGUACUGUAGUUUUAUAUGUUAUCUUACACUACCAAGUUAGAAUUUCCAUAAUGUUUGCAUUUAUAGUAAUUAGGCAACAGGAAUGCCUUAUAUAGCUCAUUGAAUAUACCUGAGCUGGCUUUAUCAUACCCCUGCAGAUGUCUAUCUGAAUUAGGGCCCAAGAGUUGUGUCCUACUCCAAGACACUCACCAGGCUUUCCACGAGUACACUGAAACUGCUGUACAGCAUGUGUAAGAGUUAACACCCAAUUGUUCAUAAAUACAGUGGAUUUCAGAGCUUUUACUUUUCCAGAACCAAUAAGCCUCUCUUUCACAGUAGCGUAAGUAGUUUUACAUCAUCUGUGUGAAUGCUGGCUGCUGUGCCACUGUGUUUUGGUAGACCAGUUACAGGCCACUUGUAUUACCUGAACAACAGUAAAGAAGAGUUCCAUGCCUUCAGGAGAAAGGAUCAAAUCAGCAACAUGAGUAUGAAAUAGAAAACAUUUAGAACCUAUACAGAGAGAGGGGUAACUUUGCUUUACUACAGAAUUUAAAUGGGGUGAAAAAAAACCAAAACACCUGGGACAUUGCUAUGCUGCAAUUCCAUGAUCUGCCUUUUUCAAGCCCUAUGCAGAAUGUCAUUGUACUUAAGUUUUCCCCUGCUUAAUAAUGCUUUAUCAAACAUCAUUUUUUUCCAUUUUCUCCACUCUUGUGGCUGCCUUAUCAGUCAAGAUGCUUGUGCACACUUCAGUUAUAACAAUUUAACUGUUUGUUCUCCAGGAGGGAACGCUUGUGGGUGAGUGUAGAUACUUAAGUCACAGUAAAAACUGCACAUCACCUUGAAUGACAUACGUACCCAAACAGAGUUGGAACAGCUCUUCUGUAGCUGUAUCUGUGGUAGAGCAGCUUCGAAUCACAGGUGGUUCAGAAUACUUGGUUUUGUCCUUAUUUCUGAUGAAUCAAGUAAGACAGAAUUUUUUUCUUUCAAGUAGCACAGCUUGAGCACUACAGGUUUGCUCUUUGUACAACAAUUCCUUGCUACCCAGGUGUUUUCCCAUACCUUUCUACUUCAUUUCUCUUGCCUGAAAAGAUGGGUUAGUGUCGUGCUUCUAACUCCUCAGUCAAAACCUACAUCUGCAUUAAUUCCUAUAUAUGUUAGUCAGGUUCGGUGAUUCUCCAAGAUAAGUCUGUUUUUAGACUGAUGUUUUUACAUCAUCACCUUAAAAAAUGGAAGAUUAGCAUGUUAGGGGACUCUUGUGAAAGAGUUAAAGGUUCAAGCUGCCUCACAAGUAAGUUCCAAUUGUUAGUGGUAACAGCUUGAAAACCAAUAGUAAUUUAAAUUUCUGAUAGAAACAGUCAACAGAUGGAAGAUCAAAGUUUAUUUUCUUUUACUACCAGCAUACAAAAAAAACAUAUUGCACAUCAAACAACCAAAACAAAAAUAAAAAUACUCUACUAAGGACUAACAUAUGUAGUUUAUACAGAAUAAACUUUCUGGAAAUUGAUCUUUUCAGUAGUUCAGGUUAUGUCUUAAUGGACAUGACUAAUUCAGCUUAGUGUUAACUAAAGCUAUGUUUGAUUUUUAAAUACUGUACAGUUUAAUAAAUAAACCAAACAAAGCCUCAAUGUAGAACAGUCACUGCCAAUGUCGCCCAGUAUCCCUGCAGAUUAUGAGAAUUUAACAAAUGUAUUCCAGUGGUCUGCAGAUUUUUCCUCUACAUACAGCAUUUAAAAAACAUGUAUUAAAACAGACCAGUUUCCAGACUAAACUAAUGGAGAAAUUACAUUUCAGUGCAAAAUAUUUUAGACUGCAUUUCUUUCUAGUAUUCCUCAGGUGAAGAAGUGGUUGCAUAUUAUUAAAAAUGUAACAAAAGCAGCUAAUGCUUUCAUAAAGAGUAUUAUGUUAGGGAUCCCCCUCACAUCUUUGCCAUAUUUUGAAAACAAAAUAACAUUUCCUAUAGCCAGCAAUUUUGUUUAUUUAAAUGUUACAUAUACUAUCUCAAGGCACAUCUGAUGAUAUAUUUAUAACACGGUAGGUGUCAAAGUAUGUUUAACAUAUGAUUUCUUCAGGAUCCCUCCCCUUUCUGUAUUCCAAAAUGGAGGAACUGAAAGUGCGGUGUCAAGACUGGCGAUCCAUAUUCUAUCUUUGGCAAGCUUAUACAAGCACUAUUUUAAAUGUAAUGUAAAAGAACUGUAAACUAGGAACUUCAGUUUAUGAAACACCAUUCAGCACUGCUUCUUCCUGAUUAUUUCCAUCUUCUUGAACAGUAACUUUCUUUUCAUCAGGACUGUGCUGUAGUUUAGAAGGCUCAUCCCCAGAAGUUGUAGCAGGACCAUUCACUGCCUUUUCAGAAGGGCUGUUCUCAUCAAUCGCGUCUUUUGCCUUGUAAAAACAAAACCAGGACAAUAUUAGAAAUUCUGUAAAAA
This is a messenger RNA of Grus americana (Whooping crane), 3506 nucleotides long. RefSeq names its product DnaJ heat shock protein family (Hsp40) member C19 (gene DNAJC19). The record is from RefSeq and is a predicted model, not a curated record. Gene Ontology annotation, molecular function: ATPase activator activity. Gene Ontology annotation, cellular component: PAM complex, Tim23 associated import motor. The transcript is spliced from 5 exons. Lineage: Eukaryota; Metazoa; Chordata; Aves; Gruiformes; Gruidae. Gene Ontology annotation, biological process: protein import into mitochondrial matrix. Bases 105 to 452 code for a protein of 115 amino acids.